GCAUUUCCGGUUCAAAGCAGGUGCAUGCGCAGUUGCCGUUGUUCGCAGCAGUAGCACUAUGGCGGCAGUGCGCAGCUUGCGUGUGUCGGUGAAACCGGACAGCGGCUCGGACCGCUCGGACUCGGACUCCGAGUCGGACAGAGACGUGCGCGAGGCUGAACCGAUGGAGGUGGAGGAGGGCGAGCUGGAGGCGGAGGACAUCUCCGUCAAUCGCUCCCUGAAGGAGCUGCUGCCGGACACCAGCCGGAGGUACGAGAACAAGGCCGGAGCCUUCAUCACUGGGAUCGAUGUCAGUUCAAAGGAGGCGAUCGAGAGGAAAGAGAAGCGAGCAAGACGGUUUCAUUUCCAUGGUGAGGAGAAUGUCGGUCAGAGGAACGUUUUCCUGGAUAAAGACGCCAUGAAGAAAGCCAUCACCAGACUUCGCAUGGAGGCGAUCCACGUGACGGGUGUGGACGAUAUGAGUACGCAGGACGUCUUCGGAUACUUUAAGGAGUACCCUCCGGCCCACAUCGAGUGGAUCGAUGACACUUCCUGUAACGUAGUGUGGUUGGAUGAUGACACCUCCAUCCGAGCCCUCAUCAACACCAGCCGGAUGCCUGACUCGGAAGCCGUUGCCACGGAGUCAAGCGACCAGCUGGGUGAGCAGAGCAAAGCUCGUCACGGUCGAGGCUCAGAGGAUGAAGAUGAUGAAGAGGAGGAGGGUGAGGUGGAGGAAGAUGAUGAGGAGGCAGUGAAGAAGAGCAGUGACGGAGAGGUGGAUCAGCGGCCGAAGGUGGAGGGUGGUCAGGUGGAGGACCUGACGCGGGCUGAGAGAGAGUCUCUGCUGAGGAACGAGCUGCGACCCGCCAUCAAACCCUUCAAAGGAAACAAGCUGUUCCUUCGCUUCGCCACACAAGAUGAUAAGAAGGAGCUCGGGGCCGCCCGCCGCAGCAGGUACUACAUGAAGUACGGAAACCCCAACUAUGGAGGCAUGAAGGGGAUCCUCAGCAACUCCUGGAAGAGGAGGUAUCACAACCGCCGCAUCCAGAGAGACGUCAUCAAGAGCAAGAAGCCUCUAAUUGGAGACAGCAUGGGACACACACCGCCAUACACACACCGACACUCCGCUGACCUCGUCAACCUGCCCGAGGAGCCCAUCAAGGAGGAGGAGGAGGAGGAAGAGGAAGAGCACGGAGACGAGGACAUGGACUCGGACGACAGAGUGGUAGAGUACAGGGAGCGGGGCGGGACCUCGCGCUCGCUGGGGGCGGGGCUUCAUGGCCGGGCAGAGCGGUCCCCGUCUCCAUGGUCGGAGUCAGACGAGAUGGACUACGACCUGGAGCUGAAGAUGAUCUCUACUCCGUCGCCCAAGAAGAGCAAGAAGAUGACCAUGUAUGCCGACGAGCUGGAGAGCCACCUGAAGACCAUCAGAAACCGGAUCGGAACGUCGGGAUCACAGAGCCGCACCAAAUCCUCCCCCCCCCCCAAGGUGACGGACGUCCGGCAGCUGCUGGAGGAGAAGCGUCAGGGAACCUCUCAGCAGAGACAGCGCCCCCCCAUGGCUGGCGACGGGAAGACAGACGUCAGGCAGCGGCUCGGGAAGCGACGCUACUCCCCAGACAGACGCCGCUCUGCCUCCCCCGUGACUCCACGAGAUUCGUCUCCAGUCAGAGAGCCAAUCAGAGACGUGCAUCGCAGACUGGGCGUGGCCAGUCAGGACAACAGAAGCCUAUACUCCAACUCAUCCAAAGACAGGAAGUCUGGUGGACUGUGGAGCCGACUCGGAGCUGGAGAGGACGAUGGGAGCGGGUGCCGAGCGGGAGGCCACUCUGCGGGGCUGUUCUCUUCCUCGUCCUCAGGACGGAAGGAGCGUGGACGGCAGGCGGACGGAGAGGGGGAGGAAGAGGAGGAGGAUGACUCCACCCUUCAGAGAGUGUGGGGCGCCAUGAUCAAACAGAAACAGGAGCUUUUGACCCACAAGCUGAAGAAGUCUCGUCUGGACAACCUGCCAUCACUGCAGAUUGAGAUAAGCCGGGACAGCAGCGAUGACUCAGACGCCUGAGACCGGGAAAGACCUGAUCCAGGUCUGAACUUCUGCACCAGGUCUCCUCAUGGUUCUGUUUUGGUUCUGGAGCUGCCUCUGUCACAUAUGUGAGAUCUGAUGGAGAAGAGCAUGAUGGGGAAACCCUCCUCUUCUUCCUGCUGCACCAUGUUGUCUCCCAUCAUUCCUCGUUACCAUGGAGAUGCUGAACUAUGAGGCGCGUCUUCGCUGUUAACUCCAUGAAUUUGUUUCCUGCCAUCACACCUCAGAGUUGCCUGGACUUCCUGUCCCGCUGUUGUCGUGUCCUCCUUUUUUUUCUUUCUUUCUUUUUUUUUUAAUUUUUUUUAACUUCCCCUCAGUGUGACGGACCAUCCGGCGCUGACAGACUUGGACACCGCUGCCGUUCUGAUGACGGACUUCUACACCGCUGCCAUUGUGAGAACGGACUCGGACACUGUUGUGAUGACGGACUCGGACACCGUUCUGAUGACGGACUCGGACACCGUUCUGAUGACGGACUCGGACACUGUUCUGAUGACGGACUCUGACACCGUUCUGAUAACGGACUCAGACACCGUUAUGACGGACUCGGACACCGUUCUGAUGACUGAAUCGGACACCGCUGCCGUUGUGAUGACGGACUCGGGACACCGCUGCCGUUGUGAUGACGGACUCGGACACCGUUCUGAUGACUGAAUCGGACACCGCUGCCGUUGUGAUGACGGACUCGGACACCGUUGUGAUAACGGACUCGGCACCGUUGUGGUGACGGACUUGGACACCGUUGUGAUAACGGACUUGGACACAGUUGUGAUAACGGACUUGGACAUCGUUGUGAUGACAGACUCGGACACCGUUGUGAUGACUGACUCGGACACUGUUGUGAUGACGGACUCGGACACCAUUCUGAUGACGGACUCGGACACCGCCGCCAUUCUGAUGACGGACUCGGACACCGUUGUGAUGACGGACUCGGACACCGCUGCCGUUGUGAUGACGGACUCGGACACCGCUGCCAUUCUGAUGACAGACUCGGACACCGUUGUGAUGACGGACUCGGACACCGUUGUGAUGACGGACUCGGACACAGUUCUGAUGACGGACUUGGACACCGUUGUGAUGACGGACUUGGACACCGCUGCCAUUGUGAUGCCGGACUCGAACACCACCGCUGCGUGUCCUGUUGUCAGACGUUUUGGGUCCACAGACUGUUUCCAGGCAGCUGAUGAUGAUGCUGAUUAAAACAUGAGAUUUUA
This is a messenger RNA of Melanotaenia boesemani (Boeseman's rainbowfish), 3276 nucleotides long. It is a transcript of the gene ncbp3, whose product is annotated as nuclear cap binding subunit 3. The record is from RefSeq and is a predicted model, not a curated record. The transcript is spliced from 13 exons. Gene Ontology annotation, molecular function: RNA 7-methylguanosine cap binding; mRNA binding. Lineage: Eukaryota; Metazoa; Chordata; Actinopteri; Atheriniformes; Melanotaeniidae. The coding region runs from base 59 to 2041 and encodes 660 amino acids. Gene Ontology annotation, cellular component: cytosol; nucleus.